This is a messenger RNA of Chenopodium quinoa (quinoa), 1299 nucleotides long. RefSeq lists its product as uncharacterized. The record is from RefSeq and is a predicted model, not a curated record. The transcript is spliced from 5 exons. NCBI's taxonomy places the organism in Eukaryota, Viridiplantae, Streptophyta, Magnoliopsida, Caryophyllales, Amaranthaceae. The coding region runs from base 1 to 1299 and encodes 432 amino acids.
AUGGCAGAAAAUCGAACACUGAGAGAGCUAACAGCUCCUAACUUGAACCAACAGCCGUUGUGCAUCGCAUAUCAGCAGUUGGAGGAAGGUGCUAAUGUUGAGAUCAAAUAUGGUCUAAUUCAUCUAUUGCCGGCAUUCCAUGGCAUGAAGGCAAGUGGUGGAGGGCUAGUGAAUAAGACUCCAGGAGAUGCAACUAGGCUGAUUGCAGAGCUAGCAGAGAAUUCUAGGCAGUUCAGUCAGAGAACUCCCACGCGCCGGGUGAAUGCAGCAAAUUCAAAUACAACUGAGUUAGAGAGUCAAGGGAACCAACAACAACAGCAAAAUGCUCAAGGCCAGCAGCAAUAUCAGCAAUAUAGGGCACCAUUGGCCAAACCUCAAGGCCAAAGCUCAAAUUCGAAUGAUAUGUCAACUGAUGAAAUGAUUAGAUCACUAACUUCUAAUAAUUUGGAAAGUCAAGUGAGUCAAAUUUCAAGUGCAGUGAGCAGACUUGAAGCUAAGGAUUCGGGAAAACUUCCAUCUCAAACGGAGUUGAAUCCUAAGCAACAAGCCAACGCUAUUACAUUGAGAAAUGGCAAGGAGCUGAAAGAGACUGAAAUUGCAACUAAGAGGGCUGAAGAGUUGAUUGGAGCUGAGGAGAAGGAAGUGGAACAUGAAGCUGUAGCAAAUCCUCCCACUUUUCCAUCUUAUGAACCCACACCACCUUUUCCUGAAGCUUUGAAAGAAACGAAGAGGUAUGAGAAGGACAAAGAUAUCUAUGAAACAUUCAGCAAGUGUGAGGUAAACAUUCCCCUUUUGAAUUUAAUAAAGAGUGUUCCUCGAUUCGCUAAAUUUUUGAAAGAACUUUGUACUAUUAAGAGGAAGCACAGGUUAGGAGGGAAGGAAAAAGUGAAAGUCAGUGUUCAUGUUUCUGCAGUUUUCCAAAAGAAACUUCCUGAAAAAUGCAGUGACCCUGGUAUGUUUACUGUUCCAGUUACAAUAGGGGACACCACUUUUCGUAGAGCAAUGUUGGAUUUGGAUGCAUCAAUUAAUGUUAUUCCAUAUUCACUGUUCAAAUCUUUGGAACUUGGACCCUUACAUGACACCGGGGUAGUGAUUCAAUUAGCUGAUAGAUCAAAUGUUUAUCCUAAGGGAGUAGUGGAAGAUGUGCUUGUGAAAGUUGAUGAACUAAUUUUUCCUGCUGAUUUUUAUGUGCUUGAUAUGGAACAUGAUAGACAAGCAGUACCCAUCUUGUUAGGAAGACCUUUCUUGAAAACUGCUAGGACUAAAAUUGAUGUUUUUACUGGAUGUCUUCAAUGUUGA